UGCCGGUGAUGACCACAGACGAGCUACAGCAUUUAAUGAAGAAGACCGCAUCACAGUCAGGUUACAGAAAGCUCGUCUUGUUGGUAAGCAAGAGAUGUUCUCUGUUUGUAUACUGUGUAUAUCGGCAGAUCUCGGUGCGCAGUUUCCAAAGAGUUCAGGAGAAUCUAUCCCUUGUUAUCGGGUUGCGCUGCCCUUGCGGUUAGUUUCCAUCGAGAACUAAAGCUAAAGUAUGUACAGGAAUCCUUGUCACGGCUUUCGACGCCAUCUUGACGAGUUGGCAAACGCGUGAGAAAUUACAAUGUUUGUAGGAGAAUCUAAUGUCGAAUAAUUUCCCUCAGCUUGGUGACCGAUUUGGGGAGUGGGUGAUUGCGCCUUGGAAUUUGUGAGCAUCACAACAUCACAAUUUGGGUACUAAAUUUAAAGGCAAGAGAGAAGGUGUGAGUGUACCAUAAUCAGUCUUCCUAACGUUGGCAAUGUCACAAUGCCAUAUAGGAACAUUCAAAGGAUAUCGCUCAGUAUGAAAUAAUUGUUAAUAAUCUCUUAGGCUCCGGGGAGUUUUGGUAAUCAUUGAUUCAUUUAUUUGCUGUUCACCGAUUUCAAUAGUGGUAAUUUGUUGUCUUGCGAGGGUGAUUUAUUUGGAAAGUUAUUUUGCUUUGAUUUUGCGUUAUCAGGUUAAAACAAAAGGAUUAUUUAAGAGUCUUUUUUCAUUGUUUAUUUGAUGAUACAUCACAGGAUAGCCGAUACCAUAAAUCACCGACGUAUUUCCGGUCGUCGCUUCUUUGGCUGAAUUAUUUGUGCGUGGCUCAGGCGGUGUUGGUCACGGUCCGAAGGGCAUCAUGGGGAAAAAAUCAAAAACGGCUCAUUUGCAUCUGACCUUCGCUCUGUUCACAUCUCUCGUUACGGCAUAAAAAUACCGUGAGAAAUAGUGUGAUAUGGGCAUUAUAGGUCUUUUUCCGCUUUUAAAAGACAUAACAUGCGAUGUUCAUUUGAGAUCUUUCUCCGGAAAGGUGGCUGCAAUCGACGUUUACUGCUGGCUUCACGAAACGGUUGUUUUCUGUGUCGAAGAGAUAAUUUUAGGGAUCGAAACCGCCGCGGUACGUAUCAACACUUCGUUCUUACAUGUGGUUAAAGUGCUUGAUUUUGAACGUAAGCUUCUCUUCAGUGCUCUUCUCACCUCAGAUUUUUUUCCAGGCACACUGACGUGUGCAUUAAGGAUACUGAUCUUCUCAUCGAAAAUAAAUAUUGUAAUUUUACCGGGUAAUUUUACUGGUUUUUAAUUUAGUUAUUAAUAAUAUUGUUAUGUGCUUUUGAGUAUUUUUAUAGAAAAAGCGCAAUAUAAGUAUUAAAUAUUGCUAUAAUGUGCAGCCUAUUCUUGUUUUCUAGAAGAAGCUGGAGCGCAAGGCAAAAAGUGGAAUCCUCCUUCGCUAACUUGUUGUUGUUGAGGGCAACAGCAAGUUAGCGGAGGUUUUCUAUUCAUUUUAGUCCGUAUGAAUUCAGUUUUAUUUGUCCGUUGUUUUUUGUAUGAUUUAUCAGGGAUCGUGAAGAAUCUCGCACAAGUUUAACUCUUUGCAAACAAGCGCAGGAGGAAGAAGCCAAGGAACUAUUCAAAAAGGAGGCCCUAAGGGCCGCUUCGAUGACAUAUAUAUCACAAAAACAUAUCAUAUUUUUUAAGACGAAUAAAAAAGGAAAGAAAGAAAGUAUUCUAAGCUGAUCGUGUAGUGAAAGUCUUCUAAGCCGAUUCGAUCGUGACCGCGCGAGUAUAUUUAUAAUACUAAAGAUGCCGCGGAAUGGAGUCACGAUUCACGCACUUAGGUAAACUUCAAGUGGCAUUUUGACCCUUAAAACGGGGCCCGCCGACCAUUUCAGAUACUUGAACAACAAAACUAAUAGAUUAUGCUAAAACUGGAGGUCAGGGGUCGUUGAACACUGAGAAAAUGUAGACUGAAAAGCAUAAACAAUAGCUCUUAACUAAACAAAGGGAUUAUGCGCAUGAAGAAUUCCAAAGAACAAUAUCAAUAGAAAACAAACAUACAUCAUAUUGUUUUAAGAACUGCGGCUUGCUACAUCUGUCUACUCAAACUUUUCCAAAAAAUAUAAUCGUAAACCACUUGUUAAACUGCGAAAACCGAAGAAAAUCGAAGAGACUACCCGCACAAAGGAGAAAGAAUCGGUCCGCCAUCUGCAAUGACGUGAUUGGACAAAAUUGGUCACGUGGUGAUUCCCUAGUAAAAGAACCUAACACUGAUGUAACAAGUCAAGAAGAUGAUAAAAAGGUAAUAAAAAGUGGGGGUCACCGUGCUCGUUUUGACGUCACAAUGCUGACAAAUACGGCUAUUUUGGACGCUUUGACAAAAACCGCGCGCAGCCCAAAACUAGACAAAAAGGAAAGAUUUCUUCAAUGAUGCAUGUGGUAUCGCACAGAAUUAGACUUUAAUGUAUUGUUUAUCCACUUACGUACCAGAAAAAUGCCUUUUAAUGCCCUUGUUUUUACUUUACACUCCAAAGUAGAAUUAAAUUGGACACGCGCUAUUCAACACGUGAUAGCUCAAUCCGUACAAUUUAGUAAAAUUGCCAAAAAACUGAACAUAGAUUUGUGCGAAUUUUUUUCUCACCGAAAGGAAGCACUGUCCGUAUGAAAAUCAUGAAAUAAAAAAUGGGGGUCACCGAUCUCGUUUUUGCGGUAGAGCUGCAGAAAGUGCGCACCAAAUGCAUUUUCCUUGAUUUUUGAGACAGGAUUGGGGCGAGUUUCAAAAUAGAAUGUAUGCGAAAGGGAGAAGAAAGUAUUAAAAAAUCCGUUUUUACAUAAUUUACAUCGAGAUAUCAUAUUCAUCGGACACAAUGUGAUAAAGAAAGCGUUUAUAUGAAAAUCAAAGUGAAUAAGCACAAAUUAAACAUCCACUAUCGAGGUUCUCCGUGAGGAAGUCGAACUCAGCAACACGCGUACAUACUGCUUACGUUAUGCACAUUCCCACCACAUCGAGUCUCACCUCGGCAAGAAACAACCGCAAGCAAAAAUUGCAAUAGCGUUUCUCUUCGGUCAACUUCAUUUUAAUAAUGUUACUUCACAUGCUCUUUUUUACGGAGGCCAUCUUGUUAUGCGAAGUAAGAGAUGCGCAGUGCAAAACCAGGAAAUCACCUUAAGUGUGAUAGUUUGUUGAGACAAAAGAGUUAAUGAAAACAGUUUGUUCACAGGGAGCCCGCACAAUCUGUUUGUGUAGCCGAUUGUUAUUUUAUAGUAAAUGUUCUGGAUUUACCGUUUGCCUCACCUAUAGCGAUAUGUCGCUAACUAUAUAUAAAUCAAUGAUAAAUAAGCGUUGAAUUACCUUACCUGUGGUAUAUAGUCGUCCUUUUACCUCAAAAGCGGUUUUUUGAGCGAUUUUGAAGGAGUUUGAAUUCACCGUUGACUGUUCCUUAUAAUAGAAGGACAAGGGUGGAAUCCAUGAUUUGAAAGGGCUCCAGUGCCGGAGCAAUUUUUUUCCCCAAAAUCGCAUUGCUCCGCUUUCAAACUUCGUAGAAAAAAGGUUGAAAGAUUCACGUUUCUCUUCGUACCUUCCGAUCGAAAAUCCAUCCAAACAGCCCGGAGCUAGCCGUCGAAGAAAAUUAAAUCCCACAGUAUUCGAGCGGCAGGAAUGCGUAGCAAGAUUCAUACGUGCCAGCCAGAAACCGUCCCGCUGAUUGCCUCUUUUAUGGAUGUCCUAUAUGAGCCACGGUACUGUUCAGUUGAAUUGCGCACUCAAAAGAGUGCAAUGUUAGUGAAUGUAAUGUAAGAUAAAAGCGCUACGGUAAAGGUGAGUUCCCUUUGUGACGCCUUGUGAUACUUUGUGAUACUUUUUGAUACUUUGUGAUACCUUGUGAUACCUUGUGAUACUUUGUGAUACUUUGUGAUACUUUGUGAUGCCUUGUGAUACUUUGUGAUACUUUGUGAUGCCUUGUGAUACUUUGUGAUGCCUUGUGAUACUUUGUGAUACCUUGUGACGCUUUGUGAUACCUUGUCAUACUUGGUGAUACUAUACUCUGUGAUACUUUGUGAUACCUUUUGAUACUUUGUGAUACUUUAUGAUGCCUUGUGACGCUGCGUGGUUUAAAGCCUUGUACUGAUACUAGAAUUUGUGUCACCUCACAUGAUAAGUGAAUUGUAGAACAGACCGGCAUGAUACUGGGGUUACGUUACUAAAAACUCAAGUUAAUAAGAUAUCUUAAGAUAUAGUCUCUCUCCUCCGCAGAGGUUCCCGCUGGGUAUCCCCAUCAAAAUAUCAAUAAUCGCGCUCUCUUUUUCUUUCUCCCCAGCCUCCCCACAACACAAAAGCCUCCCCACAAUACAAAGAGGCCUCUGCGGAGGAGAGAGAGAUAUAGUGAUUGUGUGAGCAAGUGAUGCGAUCACAAACUUUGUGUUUUUAAUCAGUUGUCCCCAAAUCGUGCACUGUAUAAUUUCCCUAGAACGGCUGUUCUGAAAAAAAAAAAUGAUUUGUAAACUAAAGCUUCACUCCCAAGGAUUCUACUGGAAAAAAUGAGGGCGUUCGCCGCUCUGGAAGACCUAGAACCACUUUUUUAAAUUUUCUAUACAUUUGUCUGUAAGAAAGAAAGACAAAUGUAUGGAAACUCUAAUGCAAGCCUCUGGAGAAAUUUAGGCACAGGUACGCCUCCAAAAUUUUUUAGGAUAAUCCUUUGCUUGGUAGGUUUAGUUUACAACUGAUAUUUUUUUCAGAACAGCCGUUUUAAGGAAAUUAUUCGACAUUAGAUUCUCAUACAGACAUUGUAAUUUCUCACGCCUUUGCCUACUCGUCAAGAUGGCGUCGAAAACCGUGACAAGGUCUAUUCACAAUUCGCCUUAGGUUAAUUCGAUUUUGCACGGCUAAAACAACAACCAACGUCAACAGUAAUUACAAAUUUUGUGACAAUAAACACUGUCUGCAGCAAGCAAAGCUAUCAAAGAACAUGUGGCAUAGUGUAUAUGCUCAAUUACACAAGUUUACAGCAGUAUUUGUUGAGAGAACAAAACAUAGCAAUUGGAGCAUAACAGCACUUUGAUGAACUGCUGUUGUUGUUGUGUCUGUUUUAUCUUUUUUUAAAAUUCGUUCAGUUUUGAUAUUACGUGUAAGCAUCAACGUUGAACGGUUUCAAAUAAGCCACACUCAGUUUUGAGUCUAUAAACAAAAAUGGGGCACAAAAGCAACCCAUGUCACGACCUUGUCUGCUCAACUCGAUUAUCAGACAAUUUCCGGGAUUAUAAACUUGAAGGCAGAACAUCAUCGCUGCUUUAUAAUCACGAAAUUAUUAUUUACCAAGAAUAGGAGGUGACAGCUGAGUAAUUUUUCUCUUGGAUUUGACUUUUUUUUUUUCGCGACGGAAGGAAUUCUGUUCAACACUAAUAUAAAACGUAGCUGCACUGUCCUUUGAAAUUUGCAUUAUGCUUUACAUUAAACUCACGCAAACUGCGUUUAGAUAGAAGACAGAUAAACUUUAUUUAACCACGAGCAAUUCAGCAGCUAAUUAAAAAAAUUCAUCAAACUGUAAUACACAACUAUGAUUAUGUAAAACUAAGCAUUGAACUCACUAUAUUUAAAAAAAAAAGCUGCUUUCCGUGAAUGCCGUGCUAAAUCCAUAAGGAAGAAAAAUAUGUUAUAUCAGUCAUUCCUUAAUAACCCUAACUCUUCCAGUCAAAAUGCAUAUAAGUCGUACAGAAACAAACUUACUCAUUCUCUUCGAGUUGCUAAGCGUUUAUAUUAUGAAAAACAAAUUGAAAAACUAAAAUCAAAUGUCAAGGCCACUUGGAAAGUUCUAAAUGAAAUCCUAAAUAGAAAUAAAGGAAAGCGUGGUUUGCCAUAUAUAUUUAGGGCAGAUUCUCGAGAAAUUUCCAAUCCAAAGGAAAUAGCUAAUUUCUUUUGCAAAUAUUUCACUAAGGGACCAGUCAUAAAGUACAGGUGGGGGUGGGCUAUGAAAAAUUGGGGAUGGGUCUCUAUUUUUUAACACAUUAAAAGGGUGGGUCAGGAAAAAUAAUGCACUACAUUAGGGGUGGGUCAUGUUAAAUUAUUCACAUAUCACUACAAAAGUUAGUAAAAUAUUUUUUUAAAUAAUAAAUCUACUUUUCCACAUUAAUCCAACUUUAUAUGACAACAGGAAUUCACAUAUUGAAUAUUUUGUUUCUAUUUAUGUACAGUCUUUAAAUCUGAAGAGUAGUCACGCAGGAAACUUUUUAUAGUAUAAAAUCUAGAACAAAGCUUUACUGUGUGUUCAUAAACCUAACUUAUGUUCACAUCUUUUUUAAUAUCUUCUUCUAAUCAUCUUUAGUCAUCUUCACCAUUACCAUCCAUUGUAAAUUUACCUUAAAUUACUUAUUUAUAGUUUUAACCACCUACCAUCUCUCUUUGUUAAGAAGCAUUACCAUCCUCCUCCUCCUCCUCGUCCUCCUCCUUUCACUCUUCUCUUCGAGACGAAUGUUUCUUUUGCAAAAGGAUCAUUAUCAUCAUCAUCAUAAUCACUAUCAUCUAUAGAUUUUGCCAGACUUUUUAGUGAACCGCUGGGCAUUUCUUUCUGAUUGUUUCAAAAUAGCAUCCAUUGUAAAUUUAGGCUUUAAGGGUUCCUUUCUGAAUCGCCUUCUGGGAAAUUAACUCGGGGGUGGGCCACUGAAAACCAGUUAUUUAAUAUUUCUAGAUGCUGUAAAUGAGCAAGGAAAUAGUUUUAACCACCUACCAUCUCUCUUGUUAAGUUAAAGAAUGCACAGUUGAUAUCACACACCGUUGACAACCUUGUACUACAGUAUGUGGUCCUUGGUCCGCGUGUUUAAAAAAAGUCAUUAACUUGAAUAUCUUUCAAAUUGACCAAUGUUAUUGAACGAAUCUUCAAUACGUAACGAGCUGAAAUACUUCCUGAAGAUAGCUUUUAUGUUCUUCUCGAUAAUCCUGAAGUUUCAAGUUCCAGACCUAAAUAUUUUGCUUGGAGUUCGAAAAAAGGCGACCGUUUUCGAUGGUCCUUGGUCCGCGAAUGUGGCCCUUGGUCCGCGUCUCAGGUAACCAGCACGAAAAAAUGUUAUAGUUUCCACAGGAAAUCGUCAUUUUCACAAAUUUCAUGUAUUUUUUUUCUUUUCUUGAUGCAAUUAAGCUAAAGUUUUUUUUUUCGGAAGAUGUUGUGAGUAUAAAAUAAUCUGCUCUUCUUUCAAAGACUUCAGACAACAGUCUCCUCGAGUCUCCUACAUGAGCGUCGCGAGCGGUUUUCAGCGCGGUCGAAAAUAAUUACCAAAAACUCUGUAUGUAUGCGAGGUAUUAAAAAAAGAGAACUUGUAGACAUGUAUAGGGACGAUUUUCAAAACAUUUUUUGAAAACAAAGGCCGUCGCUUUUUGUUUUGCGAAGUUUUAUUCAACCAGGUCAUAAGUCGCGGACCAAGGACCGCCAAGCGAAAUUUGGUGAUAUUUUUCAAGAGUCGAUACAACAAAAAAUUCAAAGUCUACAGCAAUAUGCUUCCAACAGCAGAAAAAAGUUGAUCUGAAAACCUGUUCUGCAAAAAGUCACGUCUUCCCGUUGCGUUUUAUUUAUUCGCAGGCUAAGUAAACAUGACCAUGUAAUUUACGGUGCCGCAGAAAUCCAAACUUCAAGAAAGACAAAUUAACCUAACUGUCAACAAACUUUAAUUUUGUGCCUUCACCCACAGAAAAAGGAGGCUGAAACUUCGUCAUAUGAAAGAAUGCUAAUCAGUAAAUCACGAUAUCUUUCAUUAUUCAACGUAUUUUUUUUCUCGACGAAAUAUUUUAUCAUUUUCGGAAAAGGCGCGGACCAAGGGCAUCGCGGACUUGCGCGGACCAAGGACAUACUGUAUAAUUUAGUUUACCCUUACUUAACUUAUUGUGUUUCAGUGUGGGGAUCGACAUAUCAGUCUAAUUUAAAUCGGAUUAUUAUUCUGCAAAGAAGAUAAUCAGAAUAAUAUCUAAAGUUUCUUACCGGUUUUCUUUUUAAAGAGCAGGAGAUUUUAAAAUUCUCGGACAUUUAUUUAUACUAAAUAGGUAAAUUUAUGUAUCUUUUUAAAAGAGGCUUACUUCCAAAUUAUUUUCGUGAUGUGUUUACUCUUGCAAGCCGGAUACAUUCUUAUAAUACAAGAAAUUCCAGCCUUUUCUGUAUACCUCAUUGUGGAACUAAUUUUCGAAAAUUCUCAAUUCGGUUUCAAGGUCCUUCGUUUUUCAACUCGCUAAGUCGGGAAAUUCAAAACAGUGAAAGUAUCAAUUUGUUUGGCAAAAGACUUAAAAAAUUCCUUCUUUCUUAGUUAAAUUGACUCUUUGUUGAGCUACACACCUUUUCUUUUCUUUUUUCUCUUCUUUCUUUUUUUUCUUUAAAAAAUGAAUCCAAAUUUUCAUUCAGUAUGGUUUACCCUAUAGUUCCAGGAAGCCUAUAGUUUAUAAGCCCCCGGAUUCUAUACAGGCUUCCUUGCCUUUACCACAUUUAAUCUUGUAAAUAACUUAAUUCAGUGGAAUAUUGUAUAUUAUCUUUAAUGUAUUUCUGUAUACUGUUGUUGGAUUUCUGGUUAAUGACAAAAUAAAUGAAAUGAAUCAACUUAAAAAAUGAAAACGAAGUGUCACUUAAGCCCUGGUUUAACGAAUCUUUGAACCUCCAAAUCUCUUCUCUGGUGGGUUGUUUUAAGAACUCAAGUAAAUGCUUCUCUAUUAUUCUCUGUCAGUGCUUUUCUAAAACUCUUUACAAUAAUAAAUGAUGUUUGAUAGGCAAAAACGUUUGGCAAAUUGAAAAUGACGUAGAACGCGGUUUUGUUACCGGGGUAAACACUGGCUAUACUACGUUUAAAUAUUUGAAAUGUUUCGUGUCGAAUGAAGUGAGAAACCGCAUGUAUCCAACUUUUUCCACCUGCGUUAUCAGAAGAUUUUUGUACCUUGAUACAGACUCGACUUUGUUGACAUCCUCGUUCGCGUCCCUCAAUGUUACCUUUUUCGCCUAUUUCAAAAGCGUCAUAAAGACAUCCAAAGGUUUUAAGAAAUAAAACUGUUUCAGAAAGACCGGUUUAAACUCGAGCUUAAUAGUCUCAAUAGUUGGAACUGAAACAUCACUUACAAAAAAGAUAUCUCGUAAGUACAAAUUCCAUGUACUUAAAUGAAAGAUGCUGAUUUCUUUGAGCCAUCUGAAAUUCCAAUGCUAAGAGUCACAGCUUUUCUCUUUGGUAGUAAUGUUUAACUUGACGUCCUUUUGGGUCCGUCACAACAGUAUUUCCUUAUCCGAAUACAAAAAUCUUGUUAAUAUUAGAAUUACGAAUUAUUCGUUGAGUUGUCUACAACCAUCUCUAUGAAGGACGCUUUCUGUUAACCGGGUACUGCUCUGGUGCCUUUUGCAGAUAAUAAUAUUCGUUAAUGUGCCACUCAGUCAUUGAUCGUUAGCGGGACAGAAAAAGUCAGAAAAUAGCAUUUCUGUUUGCAAAACUUUGUUGCUUUCAUUAACAUCAACGAUCGUACUGAGUAUAAUUAAUGGAUGGCACUUGACUGUUAACUUUUCAUUUCUCAGUUAACUACUAAUUUUUUGACCGACUAUCAGUUAACUGCCAACCCGACAUUGGCACCCUCGUCUAAGAUGUUUUGAGACGACCCGUUGGGCAUAAUACUCGCUGAAAUGCGGGAAAGACUUUUCCAAUGGCCUGAUAUAAUUUGGCCCGGCGACUUUUAUGUUUAAAUGCGAUUAUUUUAACAUUAACUGGGCGUAUAAAACCUGCUUCGUUUAACAAUUCGAAACAAUAGACCUUGUCACGGUUUUCGACGCCAUCUUGACGAGUAGGCAAACGUGUGAGAAAUUACUGAUAUUUGUAUGAAAAUCUAUUGUCGAAUAAUUUCGGUAAAACGGCCGUUCUCAAAAAAAAUAUUAAUUGUAAACUAAAGCUACAAAGCAAAGGAUUGACCUAAAAAAAUUUGGGGCCGUACCUGUGCUAAAUUUCUCCAGAGGCUUGCUUUAGAUUUUCCAUAUAUUUGUCUGUAAUUUUCCGGGGACUUGCUUACAUACAAAUGUAUAGGAAAUUUAAAAAGUGGUUCUAGGUCUUCUAGUGCAUGUAACGCCCUCAAAUUUUUUCAGUAGAGUCCUUAGGAAUGAAGCUUUAGGUUACAAAUCAUAUUUUUUUCAGAACAGCCAUUUUACGGAAAUUAUUCGAAAUUAGAUUCUCAUACAAACACUGCAAUUUCGGCUGCGUUUGCGUACUCGUCAAGAUGGCGUCGAAAACCGUGACAAGGUCUAUACACACAACUUUUUGUUGUGCGCCAUAUUUCAGGCGCCAUGCUUGUGAAACAACACAGUAAUUACAAAAGUUGUUGCCUCAAUAAUCGUUCCAGUAAAAUUCAAUAUGAACGCCUGGAACAGACUAGUGGUAUACAGGGUUCAUCCUCUGCACUGGUCUGCGCGGAGCCGGAGGUCGCGGGAUCGGAUUCCUUCCAUUGGCCUGGCCUGCGAAUGGCAAGACAUUCCGGCGUUACUCGGAUGGCCAGGUAGAAAUAACGGUCCUGUCCCCAGCCAUUUUGUAGCAGAAAAAUACAAAACGAAUCUAAAAGAAAAGCCAGACUAACAAGGCCACAGGAAAACAAACUCUGACUUUUAUGCACAACAUUCAAUGUAGUACUGUUUGGCAAAGGAAAAUAACCGACUAGAUCCUGCAGUAAUUUCUUUUUCUAAUUUAUAUUUGUUUUUAAUCUGUCCUUUUUUACCUCAACAGGACACACGUGGGGAAAAUGAAUUUAGAGUAAGCCGGUUAGCUAACGCGAUACAUCUGGACCCUGAGGAAACAGAUUUGACUAAAGUCAUGAAGAUGAUCCAGAAAGAAGGUAUGACUGCAAAAUGCCUUGCGUCCAAGGUGACACUGGAUUACACUCCUUUUUCUAUAAUUAAUUAACGGGCAAUUAUCCCAAACCAUUUCGCAGUACCCACCCCCUCCCGGGGUACUCCCUAUGCGGAGAUAUUUUAAAGACAAUGCGUAUUUUACAGCAGUUAAAACGAUGCAAGGUUCUGAACUAGGUAUGUGAAUAAGGUACCAUUUAUAAUAGAAUAGAAUUUUUUUAAAACAAGAAAUUAAAAAUUUUAAAGGCAUUUUAAAAUGAAAUACCCACUGGCUUUUGUUUUUAUUUUAGCUGGGACUUCACGAGAUCCUAUGGCAGUAGUAUGCUACUGUGCUAUUGGUUGGCGGGCAAGCAUUAUGGCAACGCGGCUAUUGGACGAGCUAGAAAAACCUGAAAAUCAGGAUAUCAAGUCUAGCUUGGAGUUGUACAACUUAGAAGGAGCCAUUUUCAAAUGGGCGAAUGAAAGGAAGGACCUUGUUGACCCGGAUGGAAACGACACGGAUAUGAUACAUACUUUCACCCGUUUAAAGGGAAUGUUAGUUGAUAAAGAAUUGAGGAGACUCGACCCUUAAUUGUUCUUCAGCCGGCUCUUCACGCUCCUUGCCGCGAGUUUGAAAUUUUUCGGUUUUCAUAUUAAUUUUUAGAAUGCAACAAGAAAGAAUAAUGGCACAGAGAGGAAAACCCCAGUCUAACCCUUAGAGUAUAUGUGAAUUUUCCCAAAUUUAUCUUAGAUUGCUUCAAAUUAAUUGGAUGUUGCUUUCCGGAGAGGUCCACAAACUUCUAUUUAAUGUUGUGAAGAUACAAAUCAACAGUCGCCAUAACAAUAUUCUGCACCGUUUGCUUUGAGGCAGUUGCGAAUGGACUUGACUGUUCUAAACAACCCAGUAAAAUGUUGGGGCAUCCCAGAAAUUAGACUUCCAUUUGGGUACAACCUCUAAAAAUAACUUAAGUGAAACUCGCCUAUCCCGGCCGACACCCUAAGAUUCUCUCUCAUCCAUAUUAUUCUCUCUUGAAUGCAAGCAGCACCGUGUACCACAAGUGUUGCGCAGUAGGAUUUUUGCUUCUUGUCGCUAUGUUACAUAUGCCACCUCAUGAACUUUAUAGGACAUAAAGAGACAGUUCACAGUCUAAUCAUCUUUAGAUAUGUACACCCAAACUAGAUAUCAACAAAAAGGUUUAGGUGCAUGUAGGAAGGGUAUAGAGACCAGAACCUGAGUACGAAAAUUUAUAAAUGUCAAUGUUUAUAAUAAACUCUCUAAAGUAGAACAGAAGACUUUUAAAACGAG
Molecule: messenger RNA, 12088 nt
Organism: Porites lobata
Lineage: Eukaryota; Metazoa; Cnidaria; Anthozoa; Scleractinia; Poritidae
Source: the annotation of a GenBank genome assembly